Messenger RNA from Ictidomys tridecemlineatus (thirteen-lined ground squirrel), 2532 nucleotides. The record is from RefSeq and is a predicted model, not a curated record. Lineage: Eukaryota; Metazoa; Chordata; Mammalia; Rodentia; Sciuridae.
AUGUGGGGAGGGGCCUUCAUGGUGGAGGAAGACUAUGUCCAGAUUACCCGAGAGAUUUCUCCAAAAGAGCUGUGCCAGGAACCUACAGCAGAGCUGUCAGGAGGUCUGAGGGAUACAGAGCCUACUCCAAGGAAACUGGGGCUCAUCCUGGUGGGGAAAUCGGGAAGUGGGAAGAGUGCGACAGGAAACAGCAUCCUUGGCAGGAAAGAAUUUGAGUCUAAACUCAGCAGCAGACCAGUGACCACAACCUUCCAGAGAGGCUGCCGAGAGUGGGCAGGGAUGGAACUGGAGGUGAUCGACACCCCCGACAUUUUGUCUCCUGGGGUCCAGCCAGGAGCGGCGGCUGCAGAGGUCUGUCAGGCCUGCACCUUCUCCUCCCUGAGGCCUCACGCGGUGCUCCUCGUGACACAGCUGGGCCGGUUCACCAGGGAGGACCAGCAGGUCGUCAGGCGCCUCCAGGAGGUCUUCGGAGCGGGGGUCCUGGCUUACACCGUCCUGGUGUUCACCCGGAAGGAAGACCUGGCGGGGGGCUCCUUGAAGGAAUAUGUGCGAGAGACCCACAACCGGAGCCUGGCCACGCUGGGUGUGCUGUGUGAGCAGCGCCACUGCGGCUUCAACAACAGGGCAGAGGGCCCGGAGCAGGAGGCCCAGCUGCAGGAGCUCAUGCAGCAAGUGGAAGGCAUCCAGUGGGAGAACGACGGCUGUCCUUACAAGCAGGCUUCCCAAUACCACCAGCAGAGCGCUGCUCAGAGAGGCACAGAAGGACUAAUGACCCCAGAGCAGGGUUCUCAGGAGGCGAUCAGCGAGGGGUCCCGGCUGGAAGUGCUUCCCAAGUGCAGAAAACACUGAGAAGACUGACAGGUGCCUCCUGAGGGCAGCCCCAUUUGAGCAAUGCUGGACGGGAGCAGGAGAUUUGCUCAGCCCUCCGUGCCCUGUGUCCAGCAGGGCUACUUGCUCUAUUCAUGGAGCACCGCCUGGUCCAGGUCACAGCAUCUGGUGGUUCUAGGUGGUGGAGCCUUGUUCCAUGGGAGCUGCUCAGAGCCCUCCCUCCUCUCCAUCCCAAAGCCCACUGUCCUCAUAGGGAACCCUCCAUCCCAUUAGCGUUUCCUGGGGGCCCUUGUCUGCACCCUAAUACAGCCAAAGCAUCUUGAGGGCAGGCUUGUUGCUCUUUGCCUUCGCAGGCUUCCUGGCCAUUGGAGUCGGUUAGCAUGGCCACCACCCAGUGUAGCUGUUGGCCUGGUGACUUCCAUCUCCUGGGUUUUGCUCUCGUGUCCAGCAGGGGUGGGUAGAAUGGCUGUUAAGUCACGGGCUGUGUGGAGGGAGGAAGGGACAGUGGCUCUGACACAUGGGGAGGGAUGGGCCUGGGUCCAGGGAGGAGAGUGAGCAGGAGCAGAGAGGGAGAAAGUUUCUCUUGGGCUCUAACAAGUGAAGUCAGGGUCAGAGUAUUGAGAAGCUGGCCUUGGGCAAGUGUGUGGGCCCUAGCCCUGGCUGCAGGGUGUGGUGGCCUGCGAGGGGCCAGGUGGGCAGAGUGGGCCAGCCCGACUCCCCCAAGGUGGGCUUAGACUGGGGGUUACAGGUUUCUUCCCUCUUCCCUCGGGUCCCAUGCCCUUCGUUAGCUCUGCCCUGUGCACUGGAGGCUGAAGGCAGUUUUCAGCCCUGUGCCCAGCUUCUCCCUUGACAGUGGGGAGGGUCUGCAGGUGAAGGGGCUCCCCAGCAAGGUGUCUGUGGUGGGUUGACUGGAGGGAAGCAGGGGAGAAAGGGAACCUGCAAAGGAAGGUGAAGGGUGCCCUAGACAUCUUGGGAGCACCGUCUGGUUAUAGGAGAACUCCCAAUGCACGGGUGUCUUCCUGGGUGAGCCCCCUCGAGGCUGUCCUGCACACAGGCUGUCAGGAGUGACAGCAGGCAUGCUGAGGAGGGAGGGGGAUGUUAGCCUGCCUCUGGCUUCUGAUAGGAAGCCCUUCAACCACCUAAGCAAGCAGAGGUGUCUCAGAGGCACCUCGAAUUCUUUGAGGCUCAAGGUAUUCCUGGGGGGUCUCACCAACUGAAGGGAAGCCACAAGGAAAAGAUCUCCCAACACAGUCCCCUUCUCCAUUCUUGGAGCCACGGGGCAGAGGGCUCUGGUGCCUUCCUCUGGAAGGGCGGGAAGUGGAGGUGCUGGUGACCCUGCUGAGGACCGUGGGAGGUCACAGACACAGCCUCAUCUGCCUGGUGGCUCCUCUGCUGGUGGAGGUCCUCACAGACCCCAGGACCUGCACCUACCACUCAGGCCUGCCUCCCCAGGCUCUCCCAGAGGGGCAGCCUCCAAGAAAGUGUAAAUGUGUCCUUGGCUCUUUCAGAGCAGAGCAGAGUCAUUUUGGUGGACGGUUGAGAGAGUCUUUGUGCCAGAGCAUUUGUUGACUCGGCCUUCCACUUCCUGGUGGACCUACUGUGCAGCACGUAUCACCGAUUCAGUUCUCACAGUUCCUAAGACUUCUGUCAAAGUUUUUAUUUCUGUCCACAUCUUCUACUUUUCCUAUUUGAAUAAAAUAUCGA